AUGUCACAGUAUUUCCAGACCAUUCAUAAAUGGAUCCCCAUCAUCAGCCGAGUGCGUUUAACGUCACUGGCUGACUCAGAGCUGGGUAACCGGCCCAGAGCGGAUUUCGCUUUGUUGCUCCUAACUAUGAAGCUCAUCCAGGAUGUGCCUGGAAGCUCGUCCAACGCGGUGAGAGAUGCGAUGUACAUCUGCGCAAAGGAAUUCGCAGCUUCUCUAGAAAUUGCAGGUGUAUACACGCUGCUCAAGCUUCAGGCUAACCUUCUUAUCGCGGUGUAUGAGAUGGGGCACGGAAUCUUCCCGGCUGCCUAUGCUUCGAUGGGAUGUUGUGUCACUCAAGCCAUGGUCCUCGGCAUCCAUAAUCGAGAUGCUCCUCAAGUUUUAGAGCAGCCGCGCACUUGGAUAGACUGGGAGGAGAGACAGCGGGUAUGGUGGUUGGUUGUAAUUCUUGAACGAUAUAUAACAUCGGUAGGAGACAACCGACCUCUCCUAUCCGCUGACCCUAAGACAACAUCUCAUCUACCUGUCAAUGAUGACGCUUGGGAUGCUGGACAAGCCAUGUAUCCUGAGCGUCUCAUUCUAUCAUCUUCCAAACAUUUGUCUGCGAGUCCAUUUGCUCGUCUUGCUCAGGCCUCCCACCUCCAAGGCGAAGUUAUCAAGCAUUGUAAUGAUAAUACGCGAAGCCUAGCACUCGUGCAGAACGACGUCGAGGUGCUCAGCCAGGUCUUGUGGUCCUUCCUAGAGGUCAUCGGCAAAGACAGGGCCAGCAUGAUGCACUUUUACAGCUCCGUGGGCGUGUGUCUGAGCGCGCUGAUGAAGCUAUGUGAUCAUCACUCUUGCGACUCAUUCGCCAUUUAUAACGACAGGGCCCUUGAUGUGGCGGAAAUGGCCCUUGCUCGAGAAAUAGCUCUCCGAUGCCAAAGCAUAAUGAAGGAUUGCAUCGCCAAGGCCAUGUCAUUCGUGGAAGUACUGAGAGAAAUGGUACAGGAUCAGGAAUCUAUCGAGAAUCUCGCCAGCCUGUCGCCUUGGUUCUUGGAUAGCAUCUACCAGUGCUUGGCCAAUAUCGUUUAUCUCAUGGCUACGACUCCAGCCGUAGAAGCCUCGGGAUAUCCAUCGCAGGUUUCGCUAUGUAUGGACCUGUUACGAAAGGCAAAUCAGAGAUGGAACGUUUCAGGCGCAUACCUCGAGGCUAUCGACUUAAUAGAACAGGAACUAAAAGUCAGUCAAUAUUAG
This is a messenger RNA of Trichoderma virens Gv29-8, 1230 nucleotides long. RefSeq lists its product as uncharacterized. Lineage: Eukaryota; Fungi; Ascomycota; Sordariomycetes; Hypocreales; Hypocreaceae. The record is from RefSeq and is a predicted model, not a curated record. Gene Ontology annotation, biological process: DNA-templated transcription. Gene Ontology annotation, molecular function: DNA binding; zinc ion binding. Gene Ontology annotation, cellular component: nucleus. The transcript has 5 exons. The coding region runs from base 1 to 1230 and encodes 409 amino acids.